This is a messenger RNA of Camellia sinensis, 1553 nucleotides long. RefSeq names its product catalase. NCBI's taxonomy places the organism in Eukaryota, Viridiplantae, Streptophyta, Magnoliopsida, Ericales, Theaceae. Gene Ontology annotation, molecular function: catalase activity; heme binding. The record is from RefSeq and is a predicted model, not a curated record. Gene Ontology annotation, cellular component: cytoplasm; plasma membrane; peroxisome. Gene Ontology annotation, biological process: response to hydrogen peroxide; hydrogen peroxide catabolic process.
CCAUGAAUGCAUGACGUCCUCAUUUAUUUUAUUUUCUAUUUUUUCCCCGCCAUAUAUACAAACCCCCCUCCCUCUUACUUCAAUCGACCCCAGAGCACCUCCUCCUUUUCUCUCUCUCACCGCAAAAAUCUCUCACCUGCGGCUAUGGAUCCAUACAAGUACCGCCCUUCAAGUGCUUACAACUCUCCUUUUUGGACAACAAAUUCUGGUGCUCCAGUGUGGAACAAUAACUCUUCAUUGACAGUUGGAACUAGAGGUCCAAUUCUUCUUGAGGAUUAUCAUUUGGUGGAGAAACUUGCCAAUUUUGAUCGGGAGCGUAUCCCUGAACGUGUUGUCCAUGCAAGGGGGGCCAGUGCCAAGGGUUUUUUCGAGGUCACCCACGAUAUUUCUCACCUUACAUGUGCUGAUUUUAUGCGAGCCCCGGGAGUCCAGACACCUGUUAUUGUUCGGUUCUCAACUGUCAUCCAUGAACGUGGUAGCCCUGAAACCCUGAGGGAUCCUCGAGGUUUUGCUGUGAAGUUUUACACCAGAGAGGGUAACUUUGAUCUGGUGGGAAACAAUUUCCCAGUUUUUUUUGUCCGUGAUGGAAUGAAGUUCCCAGACAUGGUCCAUGCUCUUAAACCCAACCCAAAGUCUCACAUCCAGGAGAACUGGAGAAUUGUUGACUUUUUCUCCCACCAUCCAGAGAGUUUGCAUAUGUUCACCUUCCUCUUUGACGAUUUGGGUAUUCCACAAGACUACAGGCACAUGGAAGGCUCUGGUGUUAAUACCUACACCUUGAUCAACAAAGCUGGGAAGGUUCACUAUGUCAAGUUUCAUUGGAAACCUACUUGCGGAGUGAAGUGUUUGUUGGACGAUGAAGCCAUUAAGGUUGGGGGAUCUAAUCACAGCCAUGCCACCAAAGAUCUCUAUGACUCGAUAGCAGCUGGAAACUAUCCUGAAUGGAAACUUUUCAUCCAGAUAAUUGAUCCUGAUCAUGAAGACAGAUUUGAUUUUGAUCCGCUUGAUGUGACCAAGACCUGGCCUGAGGACAUCUUGCCCCUGCAGCCAGUGGGACGCUUGGUCUUGAAUAAGAACAUUGAUAACUUCUUUGCAGAGAAUGAGCAGCUUGCAUUUUGCCCUGCUAUUGUGGUACCUGGUAUCUACUAUUCAGAUGAUAAGCUGCUACAAACUCGGAUAUUCUCUUAUGCUGAUACUCAGAGGCACCGUCUUGGCCCUAACUAUCUGCAGCUCCCAGCUAAUGCUCCCAAGUGUGCUAAUCACAACAAUCACCAUGAGGGUUUCAUGAAUUUCAUGCACAGGGAUGAGGAGGUAAAUUACUUCCCUUCAAGGUUUGAUCCUGUACGUCAUGCCGAGAGGCAUCCAAUUCCUCCUUCUGUCUUGAUGGGAAGGCGUGAUAAGUGCAUCAUUGAGAAAGAGAACAACUUCAAGCAGCCUGGAGAGAGGUACCGAUCCUGGGCACCAGACAGGUACUUCUUUUCCUUCAAUUUCUCUGAAAAUGUUAAAAUAUUCUUAUAAUGAUGUCAAUUUCCUCUAAUGGUAUUUGCUAUUUU